Messenger RNA from Trichosurus vulpecula (common brushtail), 1992 nucleotides. Its product is annotated as follistatin-related protein 5. Gene Ontology annotation, molecular function: protein binding. Gene Ontology annotation, biological process: regulation of BMP signaling pathway; multicellular organism development; cell differentiation. The transcript has 8 exons. The coding region runs from base 43 to 1614 and encodes 523 amino acids. NCBI's taxonomy places the organism in Eukaryota, Metazoa, Chordata, Mammalia, Diprotodontia, Phalangeridae. The record is from RefSeq and is a predicted model, not a curated record.
GAUGACGGAUCCCUGUACAUUACUAAGGUUACCACCACGCAUAUGGGGAAUUACACCUGUUAUGCAGAUGGCUAUGAUAAACUUUUUCAGACUCAUAUCUUCCAAGUGAAUGUUCCACCAGUUAUCCGUGUGUAUCCAGAGAGCCAGGCCAGAGAACCAGGUGUAACAGCUAGUCUCCGCUGCCAUGCAGAUGGCAUACCUAAACCACAGCUUGGUUGGCUGAAGAAUGGAAUUGACAUUACUCCAAAGCUAUCUAAACAGUUAACUCUUCAAGCAAAUGGCAGUGAAGUUCACAUCAGCAAUGUUCGCUAUGAAGAUACAGGAGCAUACACCUGUAUUGCCAAGAAUGAAGCAGGGGUAGAUGAAGACAUCUCAUCUCUAUUUGUGGAAGAUUCUGCUAGAAAGACACGUCUGGGAAUUGGGAACAUGUUCUAUGUUUUUUAUGAAGAUGGAAUCAAAGUGAUACAGCCGAUAGAAUGUGAAUUUCAGAGGCAUAUUAAGCCCAGUGAGAAGCUCCUUGGAUUUCAGGAUGAAGUUUGUCCCCAAGUUGAAGGGGACACAGUUCAGCGAUGUGUAUGGGCCUCUGCUGUUAAUGUCAAAGACAAGUUCAUUUAUGUAACUCAGCCUACUCUGGACCGAGUACUCAUUGUUGAUGUGCAGUCCCAAAAAGUUAUGCAGGCAGUUAGCACAGACCCUGUCCCUGUGAAAUUGCACUAUGACAAAUCACAUGACCAGGUAUGGGUGCUCAGCUGGGGAACCCUGGAAAAGACCUCACCAACAUUACAGGUAAUAACACAGGCCAGUGGCACUGUUUCUCACCACACAAUUCACACCCAGCCAGUUGGGAAGCAAUUCGACAGAGUUGAUGACUUUUUCAUUCCUUCUACAACUCUCAUCAUCACCCAUAUGAGGUUUGGAUUCAUUCUUCACAAAGAUGAAGCUGUACUGCAGAAAAUUGACCUUGAGACUCUGUCAUAUAUAAAGACAAUUAGCUUAAAGGACUACAACUGCAUUCCUCAAUCUCUGGCUUACACUCACCUUGGAGGAUACUAUUUUAUCAGUUGCAGCCCUGACAGUACUGGGGCUAUUCCACCCCAGCUCAUGGUGGACAGUGUAACUGACUCAGUCAUUGGAUACAAUGGUGAUGUUAUGGGUACCCCAUAUGUUUCUCCAGACGGACACUAUCUUGUAAGCAUUGAUGAUGUGAAAGGCCUUAUGAGGGUCCAGUACAUUACCAUAAGAGGAGAAAUCCAGGAUUCAUUUGAUAUUCACACUAACCUGCACAUAUCUGAUGUUGCCUUCCAGCCCUCUUUUACUGAAGCCCAUCAGUACAAUGUCUAUGGCAGCUCAGGCAUGCAAACAGAUGUGCUCUUUGUAGAACUUGCCUCUGGGAAGGUUAAAAUGAUCAAGAGCCUCAAGGAGCCUUUAAAGGCAGAAGAAUGGCCUUGGAACCGAAAAAACAGGUUAAUCAAGGACAGUGGGCUCUUUGGCCAAUACCUGAUGACACCGUCCAAGGAGUCCCUAUUUAUCUUAGAUGGAAGACUCAAUAAGUUAAACUGUGAGAUCACUGAAGUAGAGAAAGGAAACACAGUCAUUUGGGUUGGAGAUGCCUAAAGAACCAAGUUAGAUAACUACCGAAUGAAUAGUUUUACAGUACAUUGCACUUAACUCCAUUCUUUCAAUUUAUGGUUUUUCUUUGGAAGUUUAUAUUCUAACCUGGUGUAACUUGGAUUGUUUGGUGGCCCAAUGGAAUGUGGAUUUUAAUAUGGCAAAGCAAUUAAAAUGUCUUUGAAGACAUACUGAUUGCAAUCAAUAUUAGAAAUAGUGGGAAAUUGCCCAACUUGUUUGAAAAAAAUGUUCCAUUGUUACACUGUAAACUAAUGAUCACAGAGAAAUUUCUAGAAAAUUGUAUCAAAACUACAGAAAUUUUCCAGUGACUUCAGCUCCAUUACAUUUUAAGGGUGAUUUAUUUAGUGGUUUUUUUUUUUCAUU